Molecule: messenger RNA, 413 nt
Organism: Juglans microcarpa x Juglans regia
Lineage: Eukaryota; Viridiplantae; Streptophyta; Magnoliopsida; Fagales; Juglandaceae
Exons: 2
Coding region: 63-413 (116 amino acids)
Source: RefSeq, a predicted model, not a curated record
CUCCAUUCGGGACCGAAGCGUUACACAAAGUCACAUUCGAGAGAGGUUAGCGGACAGUCGCAAUGGAAUGGUGCAAUCAUUGCCAAAGAAGCUGCGACGAAGUAUGCAUGUUUGGCUUCAUUUCCUGUCCUACAUGUGGAAAGGUUCUUGCAGAAGUUGGUGCUAGGAAAAGUUCUUACUUGAUUAAAGCCAGACAGAAGAGAAUGAAAAGAGUAAAGAAGGAGAAGGAGAAGAAGAAGAAGCUAGUAGAUGCAACAGAACCAGACUAUUCCAGUUGUUCUUCGAGUCCCUCAAUCCCUGAAAGCAAAGUUCCAACUGAAUGUUCCCAGAAAGCAACUGACAAGAAUAAGAUCAUUGAAAGGUAUAAUUUCAGGUUCCUUUCCUUUGCUUUCACAAAAAAGUCUUUGACUUAG